AUGCCUAAAAGAACAAUCAUUCUCACCGGCGCACCAGAAAGCAGCGCGCUAGAUUGGGACUCGGCCAAACUACUCUCAGAAUUUCAGGACAAUGUCGCUCGCUUUGCGCGCCACAAGCGAGUAAAGCGAGACAAAGAUGUCGCGUCUCGCUCAUCUGGCUCGCAGCCCAAAUUUGCCGUUUGGCGAUCGCUGUCCCUCGAGAAGAAAUCAAUCUCUACCGGCUUCUCCCAGCAGUUCACCCCGAGUUUCCCCUACAUUCCUGCCGGCUCCUUUCCCGAGACAGCCACCGAAUUCUUGACCACCAUUUCCUUAUCCUCCACCUCUGACGACCAUCACGUUGAGAACAAGAACAACCUGGCGCUGUCUCAAUUCUAUGAGCAUUCACUGGCCAUGCACCAACAGGACCUGGCCUCCUCCCAACUCAUCAUGACUCAGUCGAGCGUCUACGACACCACGUCUUAUAUGUCUGAUGAGUAUACUACCUCGCUCUUGAGCGGGCAGGGCUCCCAGCAACCUCCCAAGGAGCCCCUACCGCUGAGAGAUGUGAUUGUCGACCUCACCAACAUCCCAUCGGCCGCCUACCUCGAGAGAAUUCAGCCGCAGACGGUGACAUGCACGCUCAUCGUGGGCAUUAUCUCGAUCUCGCAGCCUCGCAUGAUCACCACGCGCUGGGGCGCCACCAAACACCUUGUGGAGGUGCUCGUUGGCGAUGAGACUAAGGCUGGCUUUGCCAUCACGUACUGGCUACCGUCCGACAGCGUAUCGAACAGUCCACUGGCUGGGCUUCGGCCGCAGGACAUUGUGUUGAUGCAGCACGUAGGGCUCAACGUCUUCUCUGGCAGGGUGUAUGGAUGCAGUUUACGACGGGACCUAACUAAGGUCCAUCUGCUCUACCGUGCACGGCUGGAUUCGAAAGAUACUGGCGGCUAUUACAGCACAACGGAUCUAUCUGCACAUAGUCCACACCCGCAGCUGAGAAAGACACGGCGAGUGCGUGACUGGGUCAUCAACUUCGUCGGCCAGGGGGCGGUUGGGCCGAAGUCAAAGUCUAGACCUCGCUGGGACGUGCGGCCGGCGGAUGAGACGCAAUUGCCCUGA
Thermochaetoides thermophila DSM 1495 is the source of this 1098-nucleotide messenger RNA. RefSeq lists its product as uncharacterized. Lineage: Eukaryota; Fungi; Ascomycota; Sordariomycetes; Sordariales; Chaetomiaceae. Bases 1 to 1098 code for a protein of 365 amino acids. The record is from RefSeq and is a predicted model, not a curated record. The transcript has a single exon.